UCUGAAAUAAAAAGCUAAACCGAAUUUGGAAUUUAAUUCUUGGCGCGACGCAUUCCAAAGGUUGUUGAGGCAUUAUUAUUGAAGGAGCAAUGAUAGGAUGGCAAACUGAGGGCAGCUAUCCAAUUUCUAUGGACGUGGUGUCUUGACGGUCAAGAUGAAUACCGGCAGAUUCGCUACUACCCAGCCAACAUAUAAUUUCAUAGCAGGAGUUUCCUCCCCGUCUCCUUCCCCUGGCGGUGGUGAUGGUGGUGGUAAUGCUGGGAAUCCGUCAUUCCGACAGAGUAUCCACUCGGGGCAACCACCAAUAGCCGAUGCUGGGAACGAGGAGCUACGCGUGGAAAUAAACACAUUGCGAUAUGAACUAGACAAUUUGAAACAGGAGCGGGACCUGACAGCUCUUCACCAUGAGAAGGAGCUUCGCGAAUUACAAAUUAGGGCAGAUGCUGAUUUUCGAAAGGCUCAGGCAGCCGAAAGUAGCAGCAACAGAGCCCAGCAUAAAAUCGAGUCACUCACAACUGAGCUGAAAACGGUGCAGGAAUCUGCGAUAAAUGAGAAGGCGGCCUUUGAUAAACGGAUACGAAACUUGGAAGAUCAUAACCGGUCGCUACAGGAUAAGAUUGACGACACCCAAUCCCAGUUGUCCGACCAGGAGCGACAAUACAAGCACCAGAUUAAUGAAUUAGAAGCAAUUCGAUCAUCACUCCAGAAAACCCUUGACGAAGUCCAAACCGAUCUUCAUCAGACCAAAGAUAGCCUGCAGGUCCUUCAGGAUAAAUUAACCCAACUGGAGGCUGAUGCCGGGGCACUUGAAAGUGAAAACAUUCGGUUAAAAUCAGAAGGAACGGAUUCAGGAACUCUCAAUGUCCUAAAACGUGAACUUUCGGAGCAAUUAGCACAUGCUAAGCGACUGGAAGCUGAGUUACGUCCGCUGCGAAAAUCGCAGAAGAAUGUUGAGGUUGUAGAAGAACAGAAAAAGGCACUUGAGAACCGGCUGCACUUAAUGCAAGACGUGGAGGUGGAGCUUAGAAAUGUACAAAUUCAAAAUCAAGCUUUGGAGGAUGAACGGCGGUCUUGGACCCGUUUGUUACAGUCGGACGGCCAAGAUCUCGAAUUCGAGUCACCCGAAGAAGUUGCACGAGCGCUUGUCGAAGCACGCAUUGAGAAUGCAUCAUUGCUCAAUAAAGUUGGGACUAUUCAGGCUGAGGUGGCUGAAAAGGCUGAGUUGGUGCGAAACCUGGAAACGGAAAAAUCGAAUCUUCAACAGGAGAUUGCAAAACUACGUGCAGGUAAUUCCGUUGGAAAUGGCUUCGAUUCUCGUGCGAAGACACGAUUAGAACGCCAGCGAACCCUAGCGAUGAGAGAGGUGGAAUAUCUCCGCGCACAGCUAAAGACCUUCGACGCAGAAGAAACCACGAUGAACGCAGACGAAACAACCUUCGAUCAGCAAAAAUCCGAUCACAUAGCGCACCUCGAGAGUCUCCUCAGCGAACAUCGUGAAGAACUUCAUAAGCUCCAUGAAGAGCUAUCAAAGCAAGAAAAGACACCUGUAGAGGAUACUAAUGCUCCACGCGGAGUUAAACGCCCUCUCUCGCCAGCAGAUAGCGACGCAGAAAGCGAAAGGCUCGCUGUGCUCACACGGAAAAACCGCAGCCUGCAAGACAACCUUUCAAAAGCAGAACAAUCAAUCGAGCUGCUCACACGCGAAUUCGAGGCUACAAAAUCCCACCUUUCCACCCUCCAAUCCCAAUCCCGAACUCGCAUACUUGAACUUCGCUCGAAUCCCACCGCGGAAGCUGAAAAAGUUAAAUUAUCCACUCUCGCGGUCCUGCGCGCUGAGAAUCGCGACCUCCUAGCCCAGCUACGCAACGAGCGCGCGAACGUCAAAGUCGUACCCCUCUCCACCCUCGAAAGCAAAGAAAUGGAGCUCCGCGAGAUGGGAAAGACCGUCGCGGAAAAAGAGAAACGCAUGCGACGCCUGAAGGAGAUAUGGACUGCAAAAUCGUCCGAAUUCCGAGAAGCUGUUGCGUCAGUUCUCGGAUACAAGCUUGAUUUUUUACCCAAUGGCCGUGUCCGCGUAACAUCCAUGUUCCAUCUUUCGCCAGCCUACCGGCACGGAGAUCGCGAUGCGUCUCCCGAUGCGAGGGGGCCUGGGAGUAUGGGUGAUGGAGAGGAGAAUUCUAUAAUUUUUGAUGGAGAGAAUGGGACGAUGAAGAUCUCUGGCGGUCCGAAUAGUCUGUUUGCGAUGGAGAUUCGGAGUCUGAUCAAGUUUUGGGUAGAGGAGCGGAAGGAUAUCCCUUGUUUCCUUGCAGCUAUGACGCUUGACUUUUAUGAUAAGACGACGAGGGCUGCUAGGGUGUGAGAUUGCGGGAUGUAUAAUUCAGUACUCUAUCCUUUUUCCCACUUUUCCUCCUGCUCGUUUUUUUUUUCGUGAACCAGAUGAACAACUGGCGUUUGCAUUAUUCUGCUAUGCUAUAGUCUCAUUCUGUCUCCUCUCUAAGGGUUGGUUGAUUCUUACUUCCUUGCUUUUCCCUUUUAGCCCACUGAGUUCUUCAACCUAUAGAUACCUGUUUUCUUUCCUAUUCUCUUUUGCUCCCUUUUAAAUGUCUCCAUGUAUGAAUAGGAGCCAUACCCCAUCAAUGGGGGAAACGUCACCAUCUUCAAAUGCGGAUGACAUGACCCGACUUUAAACAUCCAGUUCGAAAUCAUGAGGUCUCAACCCCUCCGGGGGGUCUGAAGGGGAAAAUGAUAAUAAUAAUAAUAAUAAUAAUAAUA
Molecule: messenger RNA, 2772 nt
Organism: Blastomyces gilchristii SLH14081
Lineage: Eukaryota; Fungi; Ascomycota; Eurotiomycetes; Onygenales; Ajellomycetaceae
Product: mitotic spindle assembly checkpoint protein MAD1
Exons: 5
Coding region: 155-2359 (734 amino acids)
Biological process (GO): attachment of mitotic spindle microtubules to kinetochore; mitotic spindle assembly checkpoint signaling
Cellular component (GO): mitotic spindle; kinetochore; nuclear envelope
Source: RefSeq, a predicted model, not a curated record